Molecule: messenger RNA, 3790 nt
Organism: Amoebophrya sp. A25
Lineage: Eukaryota; Dinophyceae; Syndiniales; Amoebophryaceae
Source: the annotation of a GenBank genome assembly
GUUUUUAGUGAAUGUGAUGUUGACUAACUGACACUAAGAUGAAGUAGAAGUAGCAAUUUUGCGCAACCACGACCUAUUCCUCUUCCACGACGCAACCAGGGCACCAACAGGAACGAUCUAACAAGUAAAUGGCCUCUUCCGGACAGCGUCUAGUUUCGACGCGGUCUCCGGGAUGUGGACUGUUUAUGACGGACACUUCUGGCCGUGGCAAGGCUGGACCUGGAACUGCUAUAAAGGUGAAGCUACAGCCCUCCGCAGCAGAGGCAGCGCAAAAAGAAGAGCUGGGAGUUCAGAAAAAAAUGAUUAAAAUGUUGGAAGUUAUGAAUGAAUGUGGAUGAAAAUCAUGAGGAAUAAAACACUGACAUCUUGAUCAAUAUAAAGCUAGAAGUGUAGUUCUUAGAUGAGAAGAUCUUCGUGUCUAGUUUGGGUCAACUACAUACAUUGCGAGCAUUGUCACUCCUGUAGUACUAUUCUGAGUGGUCGUUCGUGGUCAGGGUCACAAUCAGUGCGAAACUACUCAACGAUUCAUUGCUCCAAUUGUAACCGUGUCGCGGAGUUGCAAAAGACAACCGACUACGCUGAAGCCCAGAGAGAAGAAGCCGAAACUGAGCUUGCUCGUGCACAAAGUGAAUUGGAAACGGCAGAACAUGCGCGUGAGAUAGCCCAGGACUCCCAGACGAGUCUUCGCGCAUUACAACUGAAAUUCGAUGAAAUGCGAGUAGCCAGGGACGAAGCGGAAAAACGCGCCCAAGAACUGGAAGCAUCGAGGUUAAGAUCAAGAGUCGUGAUGUUUUUUCAGUACGACUCAACAUCAACAUGAACUCCUAAAAAUAUAUCAGAGUAGUUUAUAGAACGGAUGUAGGAUGGACUUGGAUGGAUCGGAUGGACACCCCUGAUCCUUCCGAUCCUACUUGAAAUGGUGGAAAGUCCAUCCGAUCCGUCCGAUCCAUCCCAUCCCGGAUCUGGCACCCCUAUAAACUGCUCUAGUAUAUGGAUUCCAUUCCCACAGAGUCUAGACUUUUCGAUCUUUAAAAAGUCGCACUUCGACUUCGUAGUCACUCCUUCUUUAAAAACACCAGACGCAUCCCCGUUUUCCAAUUCUCUAAGACCAGACGCGAUAGCUCGUGAGACUGAUACUUUGCGCAGUGGUCGAGAGCGGGAAACCCAGGAAUGGCGUGAGACGAUCGAACGAUUAGUCCGUGAGGGAGUGGAGAACGAAGCGAAAGUCCAUCAGCUUGGCGUGAGAUUGGAAGCCGUUUCCUCCGAAAGGGAUGCGCUUCGCGAAGCCAGCAUUAGCGUUCAGGAAAGACUCUUAAGGACGGCCGUAACGUAGAUUUAAGACUCUUAAGGACGGCCGUAACGUAGAUUUAAGACUCUUAUGGAGGGUCGUUGCGUAGUUUUUCAUUGAUGAAAGUCGAGAGGUUCUUGACGUCAUGCAGCGCUAGUCAUAUUAACUCCUCUUGUAGAUGAAGAUGAUGGGGAACAUUACACUAGAGAUGACGAAUGCUAUAUUCUUAAGGAGAUAAUUUUUUUUUUGACUAGUAUUCAUUCAACCACAGAUCCUGAUGUCUGAUGCAUAACAUUAACAACUAUUUCACAGAAGUUCGUCCUCGCUAAGUCUCGAAGCAGAAACAUUGGAACGCGAAGGGGUAGAGGGUCGCUAUGCGCUUCUCGAGUCAGAAUUGACGCAAUCUCAGAAGAAAUCGACAGAACAAAUUCGAGUUCUCACAGGUGAUAAAGCACGGAUGGCGGCCAGAAUCCAGGAGUUGGAAAAGCAAUUACUGCUUAAUCAAGCUGCAACAACGCCAAGACCUGGUAGUAAGCCUCCCUCUUCUUCAAUGGCAAGUCGUGAUCAACAACCGUCGUCGUUGUCGUCGACGACGACGACUACAUCGGCCACGUCAGGUGCUGUCGGAGCAGUUGUGAGCAAUCGUCCCUCACCUUCUAAGAGUACAGCUGCAGUUUUGGAUCCUGUAGCUGCGUAUCUUGCAGCCACGGCGCCGCAACCUCCACCUCAACAAGAACGUCGUCAACAUGAUCAAGACCGUCGUCAACAUGAUCAAGACAGGAGUCGUCAACAUGAUCAUCAACAUGCUGAUCAACAUGAUCAUCAACAUGUUGAUCAACAGGCUGUGAGCACAACAACCCAUGAGGACCCGCCACCACCUCCUUCAGAAAUCCCAAAGCCUACGAAGAUAACGACCAAAAUUAUGGCUCCUCUGGUCGUGUCGUAGAAGAUAACAACUGGCGUCGUAAUAUAUGAAACAUGUUGAACUGACAAGGCGUACACCUCCUUCUAAGCAGAAGUCUACUUAUAAUAGAAGAAAAGGGAUUGACUUUGAAAUGAUGAUAUCAACGAAUUUUUGUCUUUAUCAUAUUCAUCGUGAAAGUCGUGAUGUCUACUCUCUUCUAAAAAGUAGCCUCCUCCGUUGCACAAUCAACAGCAGUCUUCUUCAGCAACAGCAUCGGGGACUAGAAUACCUAAAGGAACUGGAGCUGCAGCAAAUCCGAAGUUUGGUGGCUCUAUGAAAAAGAUCGAUCCUCGUAAAGUGAAGGAUUUCGUGCCACCUCCAAUCAUGGAUCAAUCCGCCAUUGACCCGGAGACUGCGAAUAGUACCUACGAGAAACUUCUUGUUGCCCGAAGUCAACAUGUUGCGACCAGCACAAGUAGUAAGGCUACUUAAGGCCGCUGGAAGUGGAGCAUCUAACUCUUGAAUCUAAGUAAGUUGUAGACCUGUACGUAAAGGGUAAAAUCUUCUAACCAUUAACUCUAAGAGUUAAUAGAGUCUAAGUACUUACAUCAAAGAACAACAUCAACAUCUAAGUAUCUAUAUUAGACUAACAGAUAUUAAGUUGUAAGUAUCUAAUAUCAAUCAUAGGAGGUACAGGUACUAUCGUCGACGAGAUCAAGUAUCAACAACAUCUGUAUCUAUAUCUAUUUGGUGGAGGACGACCUAGUAGUUCUAAAGUAACAAGGCUCCAUCCACGACAGGAGCAAUGACGAACAAUCAUGGUAAAACUGCUGUUACAGGAGUAGCUGUAGUACCUUCCGCCGGGGGAGCAGCUGCGAGGAAGCAUCUUCCACCUCGACAAGGUUCUUCCGGAGGUACUACUACUUCAGCAGGAGCGGCUAAGAUCUCUGUACAGGCAGGGAUCGGGUCCGCACAAGUAGUUUCAUCUAUAGCUCCUGGACGAGGCGAAGGCUCUUCAGCAUCUUUUGGAGGUCCCACCCAUAUUGCUCCUGCGCAUCCGAUGAGUAAUGAAGAUCAUUGGAUGUUUGAUCAUGGAGAAGAUGUGCUUGUUGAUUCGAAGACAGCAAUUGCAGAUGUUGCGCGACUUCCGGAUGACGAAGUACCUUCGGAUGAAGAAGUGCUUGUGCCAAUGCAAGCGGGAUAGUACCUUCAGACGAAGAGGUGCUUGUGCCAAUGCAGCUGGUUGUUGAAAUUGAAUGCAUCCACAUUGAGCGGGUACAACAUGUUAUAUUAUAAGUGUCCUCGACAACUGGAACUGCAUAGAAGAAGGCAUUACUUAGAGUUCUAAUACGUACCUCUACCUCUGCCUUUAUCUAUGUUGAUUGAUGACCACAGUGCAGCUUCUUGCAACAGCGGACUGUGCCUUGUGGUGUAAUAUCAGACAUUUUCCAAAAACCUCUCCUGCAACAAGAACAAUGUUCUUGAAAGAGAGCCUCGUCACGCUUCAUUUUGGGAAGACUGACAUAAAAAGACAUGAAUAUAAUGAUUUUUGCUGGAGUUCUAGUGCUCCUUCUUGCAGUUGUAGCGUUUCAUCAUAG